Messenger RNA from Hordeum vulgare subsp. vulgare (domesticated barley), 1912 nucleotides. RefSeq names its product peroxidase 55-like. NCBI's taxonomy places the organism in Eukaryota, Viridiplantae, Streptophyta, Magnoliopsida, Poales, Poaceae. Gene Ontology annotation, molecular function: peroxidase activity; heme binding. Bases 712 to 1704 code for a protein of 330 amino acids. The transcript has 3 exons. Gene Ontology annotation, biological process: response to oxidative stress; hydrogen peroxide catabolic process. The record is from RefSeq and is a predicted model, not a curated record.
GUACUGCCAGCCCGGACCUGCUAGGCUGCAAUCACAGCCCAUGUUUCCAAAUGUUAAGAGAUAACUUAGUUUGAACCAUCCAAUCAUCUUGUGAUUCUGCUAUGAUUCCCUGUUCUGAUUGCCUGGACAUACAAGAGAUGCCGAUCGUCAGACGAUGCCAAAUCCAAGGAGACGAAACAGUCGGAACCCAUGUGCAGCCCAGCCUCACUUAACCCACAAAUUCCUCUUCUCUCCUAGAUUUGAUUGGUUCCACAGCGUCUCAAACUGAUGAGCAUUUGAAAAGUCCCACAUGAUUGGCAACUUGGCACACAUCCCCUUUUCAGUGUCAUGAUCAUAAUAUAUGCCCUUUUAAAAAUGGUUCACAUAAUUAACGAGCAAACCUAUGUGGGAAUAAUAUCUUUCAGCAAAUCGUGUUACAGAUGAUGCAGCUUCCAUUAUCCUCAGCUCAAUCAUGAUCAUCAUCGUCUGAAAAAUAAUUCGGGAUCAAGACGAAAGAGAGAGAGAGAGAGGAAAGGCUGUAUACAUAGGUACAUAGGCCCAUCUUGGCUGUCCCCUGGCCCGCCUCUCACUGUCACUCACUUGUAGCGAGAGUGACCAGUGAGGCGAGGCUUGUAGCUAUAGCUGCCUUCUCCCCACGGGAAGCCAAAAUUCGAUUCCAACACGCACGCGGAAGCACCGCACCUUGAGCGGCUGAGCUCCAGGGCCAGGGCCAUGGAGCGGCGGGGAAGGGGCGGCUGCUUCUGCUUGCUCGCCGUGUCGGCGGUGGUGGUGUUGGCGGCGGCGGCGGCGGCCGUCGGCGAGGCGAAGCUGUCGCCGGACCACUACCGCGCGACGUGCCCGCGCGUGGAGUCGAUCGUGCGGUCGGCCGUGGCCAGGAAGGUCAGGGCGACCUUCGUCACCGUCCCCGCCACCCUCCGCCUCUUCUUCCACGACUGCUUCGUCCAGGGCUGUGACGCGUCGGUGAUGGUCGCGUCCAGCGGCAACGACGCCGAGAAAGACGCGCCGGACAACCAGUCCCUCGCCGGCGACGGCUUCGACACCGUCGUCCGCGCCAAGGCCGCCGUCGAGAAGGCCUGCCCCGGCGUCGUCUCCUGCGCCGACGUCCUCGCCCUCGCCGCCCGGGACGUCGUCUCCAUGUCGUCGGGCCCGAGCUGGAAGGUGGAGCUCGGCCGGCUGGACGGGCUCGUCUCCAAGGCGGGCGACGUCGCGGGCAGGCUGCCGGGCCCGGACAUGCGGCCCGACGCCAUCGCCGCGCUGUUCGACGGCAACGGCCUCGCCGUGCGCGACAUGGUCGCGCUCUCGGGCGCGCACACCGUCGGCUUCUCCCACUGCGCGCGCUUCGCGGGGCGGCUCUACCGGCGCGGCGCGGUGGACCCGUCGUACAGCCCGUCGUACGCGCGGCAGCUGAUGGCGGCGUGCCCGCAGGACGUCGACCCGACCAUCGCCGUCGACAUGGACCCCGUCACGCCCACCGUCUUCGACAACAAGUACUACGCCAACCUCGCCGCGGGCCUGGGGCUGUUCGCCUCCGACCAGGCGCUGCACGACGGCGCCGCCUCGCGGCCGGCCGUGGAGGGGUUCGCCGGGAACCAGACGCUCUUCUUCGAGGCGUUCAAGGAGGCCAUGGUCAAGCUGGGUAGGGUAGGGGUGAAGAGCGGCGGGGACGGGGAGAUCAGACGAGACUGCACCGCAUUCAACACGUAGGAAGGGGAGGAGGCCGGCUGCAGGGCGAGGUGACACUAGCUUGUACUGUAAUUGAGAAAUGUUUUACGGUCUUGAUGCAUGAUAAAGAGAAAAAAAAAUAUAAUGCACGCAAGUAGCAAACACAGUCUGAUCUAAAACUGUCUACAAUGUUGUUCAUUGUCAUGAGCACUAUUGGUUCAGCCAAUGAAUCUUGUUCCUCGUUCUCAAA